Molecule: messenger RNA, 1741 nt
Organism: Anopheles coluzzii
Lineage: Eukaryota; Metazoa; Arthropoda; Insecta; Diptera; Culicidae
Product: galactokinase-like
Exons: 8
Coding region: 461-1660 (399 amino acids)
Biological process (GO): galactose metabolic process; carbohydrate phosphorylation
Cellular component (GO): cytosol; cytoplasm
Molecular function (GO): galactokinase activity; ATP binding
Source: RefSeq, a predicted model, not a curated record
GGUCUGUGUGUGUGUGUGUGUGUGCGUCUGUCUGACUGGGGUUUUGUUUUCGUUCUGCUGCUGGAGCCUUUGCUGGAUGGACCUUUCCCCUUGAUACCCUUGACAGGCGCUUGUGUGACAUCGGCACCGGGCGUACGUAAUACUGCGCCGGCGCAAGUAAUCAGUUCGCUUGCGUCCGUGCAACGUUCCGGUAGCUGCCCGGAUUUUGUUUUAUUUUGUAGACACCAGGUUUAAACGGUUCUGAAGUGUGUCAAUAGUGUGUCGUGCUUUGGUGCAAUCAAGCGUGGCUACAAAUUCAAGGGUUCUCACAGUGUGUGUCAGUGUGUCUUACAGCCUCGCAGAACUUCCAGUGUUCAGUGUUUGUUAGUGCAUUGCAAUAGAGGCCAAAUCAAAAGUUUCCCAAAUUUAGGGAUUUUCUAACCCCAUAAAAAGGAGUUCCACCGACACCGAGGACAUCGAGAUGCUGUCGAGGGUAAUUAGUUUUGAUGAGGUUGUUAAAACAUCAAUCGAAACAUUCCGCAACACGUUCGGUGCCGAGCCGGAGCUGGCCGCCUGUGCCCCCGGCCGGGUCAACCUGAUCGGUGAGCACAUCGACUAUAACGAUGGUUUCGUCCUGCCGAUGGCACUGCAGCUCGGCACGGUGAUCGUCGGGCGGCGCAAUGGGACCGACUCGACCUGCGACGUCGUUACCUGCUCGGACAGCAUCCAGGAGGGCACGAAGCGGGCCCAAUUCGACAGCAGCACCAUCGCGAAAGGAUCGCCCAAAUGGCUUAACUACGUCAAAGGUGUGAUGUUUCAUUUCCGCCAGCCAGUACCGGGCUUCGAUGCGGUCAUCCACACGAACGUCCCCGUGGGCAGUGGGCUGUCCAGCUCGGCUGCCCUCGAGGUCGCAACCCUAACGUUUCUGGAGCAGCUGACGGGGAAACCUGUGCCAAGUAUGUCCGACGGUGCCAAGAUGUGCCAGCGGGCGGAGCAUACGUUUGCGAACGUGCCGUGUGGUAUAAUGGACCAGCUGAUUGCGCUCGGUGGUCGAGCCGAUCAUGCGCUGCUGAUCGAUUGUCGCAAUCUGGAUACGGAACCAAUCCCGUUCGAUGCUCCCGAGCUGGCAAUACUGAUCUGCAACUCCAACGUCAAGCACGAGCUGUCCUCUAGCGAGUACCCGGUACGGCGGCGCCAGUGCCAGGAAGCGCUGGAACUGAUGGGCCUGAACAGCUACAGGGAUGCCACGCUGGAGCAUCUGAAAGCGUUGGAAAAUGCAAACGAGCUGCUGGUGCGCCGAGCCCGGCACGUCAUAACGGAGAUCGAGCGUACGAAGGCGGCCGCCGAAGCGCUUAAGGCGAAGGACUUUACCAAGAUGGGCCAGCUGAUGACGGAAUCGCACAAAUCGCUCAGCGAAGACUUUGACGUGUCCUGCUACGAGCUGGACCUGCUGGUCGAGGCCACCGUUGCGACCCGCGGCGUACUCGGAUCGCGCAUGACCGGCGGCGGGUUCGGUGGCUGCACGGUGACGCUGGUGCAGCGGGCGGCCCUUGCCGACGUGGUGAAGGAGAUGGACACGAUAUAUUCGCGCAAAACGGGCGGCAAGUACCGGGCGCGCUUCUAUCUCGCCCAGCCCGGCAACGGUGCGCGGCCAAUCGAGCUUGGCGCGUAUCUGCGGUAGAGUGUGUGCGACAGGAGGGGGAAUAGGGGACCAUUCCAAUUAUGAAACAAGCGGAAAUAAAUCAAUAAAAGCUUUACCUUA